Molecule: messenger RNA, 2754 nt
Organism: Cyphellophora europaea CBS 101466
Lineage: Eukaryota; Fungi; Ascomycota; Eurotiomycetes; Chaetothyriales; Cyphellophoraceae
Exons: 2
Coding region: 1-2754 (917 amino acids)
Source: RefSeq, a predicted model, not a curated record
AUGGCCGACAUAAGCGGGAGAUAUACUCCCUCUCCUCCACCUCCGCCGCCUCCUCCCAAGGAAGACCCUCCUCUCCAAUCCGUUGCUACCAACAUCCCUCCUGCACACACCACCGUUAAGUCGCCUGUCCGCAGGAAACCGCUACCGAACAAGGCCACCGCUGUCGCCGUCGCACCAUCACCCCCUCCGCACGAGCCGAACGAUAGCUCGACUCAGAUCUUCGGUCAGGUAAUUCAGCACCUCACCGCCCGCAAGCAGGCCUUAGAAUCGCCUCCUCGGAUAGAAACCACUCACGAAUCCGUCGUAGACACCGACAGUCCGACCACAUACGACACCCUCCCGAAUAUCACCCACGACGACUUCCCCGUCCCACCCACGCGCAGCUCAGAUGCCUCCUCCGCGGAUAAUGAUACAAUAGAAGAUAUGGCCCUCAAGCCUGGCGGUACCCGGCCGCCACCCCUGCGCACUGACUCGGGCUCGUCGGUGACGGCCAGUGAUCAAAGGAAACCACAAACACCUGGCAGUAAAUUCACCUCUUUCUUCACCAGGAAACAAACAUCUUCGCCUGGUGCCGACUCGGGCGCCGCAGAAUCAGAAACGGCCAAGUCGCCCUUGCCGUCGCCGUAUCCUAACUCCGCCAAUUCCGCUAAUGGCUACCCCUUUCCAUCCCGCGGACCUCCCUCACAGCAGUCGCAGGACUCGAUCGAAUUUGACCCCAAUCAGAUUCAAAAUGGAGGUGUCAAUGACCGAGCUGCUGUCCUGGAGGCGGAGCUUCGGGAGAUCAGCAAAGAGCUCGCUGGCUCCAUAAAACGUGAAAUGGAUCUUGAAGAUGUCGUUGAACGAUUACAGUCGGAAAUCCCCUUGAGUGGAGUUCCUGCCGAUCGUACCAGUGACUACUUUUCCGACUCGGGAACGAGCUCGAUACGGCCUCCAACCAGCGAAUACAGCCCCAAGGAAGAAAUUGAACGUACCAAGCGUGAGUCUGAACAACAAAGGGCCCAGCUAAAGGUUGAGUUCUCACAAAAAUGGCAAAGAGAAGUUGCCACGCGAAAAGCGAUGGAGUCGCAUUUGCAGUUCAUGGAGCAGAGACUGAAGAACCAGCACUGGCAUCGAGAUGAAUCUCUUGGUGCAUCAAGCAAAGCCAAAGAACUGGAAGCAUCUCUCGACGACACCAAACGCAGACUCAAUGAGGAGAGGCAAACCAACCAGAACUUCGAAGAUCUGCUCAGUGCUCUCAGGGAAGACUUAGCCCGUAUUCGAAACGAGCGGGACAAUCUAAAGGACGAAGUUGUUCCGGGUCUGAAAGCCAGACUCGAGGGCCUUGAAGCUGCUACCGCUGAUGCUCAAAAGGCGCCAUACGAUGUUGCCCGGAUGCAGCAUGAGCUUCAAAGUCUCCGAGACGAGAACGCAGCGCUGCACUCUGCUCGUAUGAUGAACGCGCAGUUCGAGUCCAUCGUCGAAGAAGACGAUGCCACAGGAUCCCGUCGCAACUCUAACGUCGGCGGUCUUCGGCGGACCGGCACUAUUGGUCGCUCGACUUCUCGUGCCGGCGGUCUUGGCCGGUCCAACUCAAUUUCAAAGAAUCUGCAGAAUGAGUCACGAGAGUCGCUGGCCGAGCAACUCAAGGCUGUUGAGCAACAGCGGGAAGCACUUCACACGGCCGUCCAAUACCUACUGAGAAGGCAAACUCACCAGAAUAAGCAGCAUGACAAGCGUCUAAAGUUUGCCGAGGCGGAGCGUGAUAGGGCUUUGCAAACGGCCUUUUCCGGAGGCCGCAAACCCGGCUACGAGAAGGAAGUCCGUGUUCUUCGGUCCGAGAUCAAUCUCCUCCGCAAGCGCGCCGAUGACGCCAUGGAGCAGAAGUGGCAGUGUGAAAAGGGACUUGCCAGUUUAGCCAUGGAUCUCAACCGCAGCAAGCAGGAGACUGCAAGCUUGCAGCAGCUGCUUGAAGCCAAGGACAAUCAUGAUCCCGACGUCCUCUCGUCAGCUCUGGAGUCUGCUUUGCAGACUUUGAAUCAGCAGCGUGAUCAAAUGAGCGAGCGCGAUUCUCUGACAGUUCUUAACAAUGAGCAAGAAAUGUCAAAUGAGCUUGAACGUUCCGCCGCUCGCUCCGAAGCCCUUGCAGCCCAAGUCAGGCAGCAACUAAAGACCAAUGGCGGACUGCGCGAGCGACUCAAGGAGGCAAUUGCGCGAGGCGAGCGAUCUCAACUGGCCUCGGCUGCACAAAUCACUGAGCUCCAGGCCAAGCUACGUAGGCUUGAAGAUACUAUUACUACCGCGCAGACGCAGUCCGAGACGGCCGUUAUGAAGCAUGAAGACGAGAUGCGGGUGAUGCGCGCGUCGACACACGCGUCGUUGCUGAGAGCCAAAAACAGCAAUCCGACUUUGCUGUCGCCAACUCCCAGAAGCCCCAUGAGCCCGAUGCUCACCCAUCCCAACAGAAGCCCUCGUCUCGACCGCACUAGCAGCGGUCCAGGGGUGGCUCUUCAUGAUGCUCUCAAGACUGAAUACCUUGAACGCAAGGUGUCUGAGCUUGAAAAGGCGCUUUCCGAGGCUGAGAAGGAAAUGGGUGAGGUCGUUGGCCGUAUGAACACAGCACAAAUCAGCACCAUGGAGCUGGAGGGUGAAAGAGAUGAAGCUUUCCGCCAAACCAGACGUCUCGAAACCGAGAUUGUGGCCGAGCGUGAAAAGAUGAAGCGUCUACUUUCCAACAUGGGCUUGCCCCCCGAGAGUGCGGGCAUGACCGACGACUAG